UGCCAUGAUUGGCUCAAAUUGUUAAAUCUUGUCGUUACACUUGACGGCCUCUGGAUCGAAAAACACACAAGAAAAUCAUUGGACACAGUAUAUAUGCACAGUUAUGUAUGUAUAUAUGUGUGCAUAUGUAUCUAUAUAUAUCUCAAAGCUACUGUUUUUCAACUACUGCAAACAGAGGAAUGUUUGCUGUUUUAUCUGUUCACCGAGAGAGACAGUGUCAUGUGCCUAUGAGUGUGUGUGUGUGUGAGGUCAGGAGGUGAAGUUUAUUCUAUGGUGGAUUCUUGAAGAUACGCAGCAGAAAAUAAUUAUUUAUUUAUUUCUCGCGCAUUUAUAAAAGAAAAUUUCUAUACCUUUUUUGGCCCAAGAUUCAGUUAGAAAAAGGCAGAAUUUUUCAGCAGCUUUUGCAAUUCUAUACAAAGAGGUUGGAGGGAGAGAAGUAGACAAUGAAGAACUCGGUGUCGGAGCAGAGCUUCUACAUAGAGAGUGAGGAAGAGGAGGAGGAGGAGGUGUCUGGAAAAGUUGAUGAUGAUGAUGAUGAUGAAGCUGGAAAUGGUUCUGAUUCGUCGAAUUACUGCAGUGACAACGAUAACGAUAAUGCGAGUGGGGAGCAAAGCAAGCCCAAUUCCCUCAAUCCCUCUUGGCCUCAAAGUUACAGGCAAUCCAUUGAUCUAUACAGUAGCGUCCCAUCUCCGAGUCUCAACUUUCUUGGGACGCCUACAUUAUCACGCUUAAGCAGCUCGUUUCUUUCGUCAUCCCUUACAAGGAGAAACACUCCCGAGAUAUUACCUACUCUGAGUAAGCCUCUUAUACCAGAGGCCGAGAAACCUAAAGAAAGACGCAGUUCACAUUCCCUGCUUCCACCUAUUCCAAGGAAGCCUAGUUUGAAGAAACUAACUCCUGAUGGUAAACCAGCAGUCUCACACGAGCUUCCGAUUUCUCGCCAUAGCUCAUUCGGCCAAGCAGUGCUAAAUGGCAUGAAUGUGCUAUGUGGAGUUGGAAUCCUUUCGACUCCUUAUGCUGUCAGAGAAGGAGGCUGGCUCGGGCUCUCUAUAUUGUUGAUAUUUGCUGUACUUUCUUACUACACCGGAAUCCUCCUGCGAUUCUGCUUGGACAGUACACCUGGGCUUGAGACGUACCCCGACAUUGGCCAGGCUGCAUUCGGUACCAUAGGCCGUGUUGCCAUAUCUAUUGUUUUGUACGUGGAGUUAUAUGCUUGCUGCGUUGAGUACAUUAUUCUGGAGAGUGAUAACUUGUCGUCUUUAUUUCCGAAUGCACAUAUAAACUUUGGAAUCAUCCAAUUGAACUCUCACCAUCUUUUCGCCGUGAUGGCCACCUUGGCCGUCCUUCCAACUGUUUGGUUACGAGAUAUGAGCAUUCUCAGUUACAUCUCUGCUGGCGGAGUUAUUGCAUCAAUCCUAGUAGUCGCUUGCUUGUUUUGGGUUGGCUUAGUAGACGAAGUGGGAUUUCAGACGAAAGGGACAGUUCUGAACCUCUCUUCUCUGCCCGUUGCUAUUGGUCUCUACGGAUAUUGCUACUCGGGGCACGCUGUUUUUCCCAAUAUUUAUACGUCGAUGGACAAACCGAGCCAGUACCCUACCGUUCUCCUCACGAGCUUUGCAAUCUGCACUGUGAUGUAUGGUGCGGUUGCUGUUCUCGGAUACAUGAUGUUUGGAGAAUCGACACAAUCACAGUUCACUCUCAACAUGCCUCAGGACUUACUCGCGUCUAAAAUUGCUGUGUGGACUACGGUAGUCAAUCCAUUUACAAAGUAUGCGUUAACCAUGUCUCCUGUGGCGAUGAGUCUGGAAGAGUUGAUCCCGUCUAGCCACGCCAAGUCUUAUAUGUAUUCAAUCCUCAUAAGGACAGCAUUGGUGGUAUCUACGUUGAUCGUAGGCCUCAGCAUCCCCUUCUUCGGUCUUGUGAUGGCGCUCAUCGGUUCUCUACUCACCAUGCUAGUAGUAAGUACUCUUCACUCCUCGCCUCCUACAACGUCUACCCCCUCGUGUCUUUCACCAUUUCACAACGCGAAUUCACUUGAUUUCACAGACGUUGAUUCUUCCGUGCGCGUGCUACUUGAGCAUCUUGAAGGGGAAGGUCUCCGUGUUUCAGGUAAGGCUAACUAUUGAAGUAUUACGUUAAAAAGGCUCGGUUAUAACGCGUUUUUGUAGGCCUUUCAGUCACGAGAUCGCCUAAAGCUAGUUACUGACCACGUGCAAAAAUCCAUACGAACAUGUUUUUCAUACUGAAUCGAUGUUUUGAGCUUGAUGGCAUCUUUUCUUCGUAUUUGGUGCUUCGUUUUACAGGGAUCGAUGUGCAUACUGGUGAUCGGAGUAGGCGUGGUUUCGUCGUCAGUUGGCACCUAUUCAGCCCUCUCCCAGAUUGCCCAGAAUUUGAGCUCAUAAUCUGUUAUGGUGUGUUUUUAGCAGAUGUCCUCCUUUUCUUCUGCAUUCAGCUUCUCUCUCCCUCUCUAGAUUGCCAAGCAAGCAUUUUUUUAGGCCAUUUUGUGUCAACAUCACUUGUUUUGGGAAUUGUUAGUGUGUGAUUUUUCACAGUUUUGAUGGGAUCUGUUGUCAUAUUUGCCAUUCUUGGCCUACUUAAUUGGACAAUGUGUGCUGUAAAAGUACAUGUUUAGUGUUAUUUUGUUUCAAGGAAUU
This is a messenger RNA of Salvia miltiorrhiza (redroot sage), 2654 nucleotides long. Its product is annotated as amino acid transporter AVT1C-like. NCBI's taxonomy places the organism in Eukaryota, Viridiplantae, Streptophyta, Magnoliopsida, Lamiales, Lamiaceae. Gene Ontology annotation, cellular component: plasma membrane. The coding region runs from base 444 to 2126 and encodes 560 amino acids. The transcript has 11 exons. The record is from RefSeq and is a predicted model, not a curated record.